UCUAUAGUAGGAUGAUUCUAUACAAAAAUACCUAAUUAAUUUAUUAUCUGCUCUAUAUUUAAUUAAAAUUUAUGAAUAUUUACCUCUAUACCUCUUAGUAGUGCAAGUUUCAAUAAAAUCCUAUAUUUAUUUAAGUGUAAACACCAUAAGAAUCUGCUCAGGGUAGCAUGGAUGCCACUGUGGACGACUUUUUCAAUGAAAUUAAUAAAAUAUCCUCCAAAGAGCAAGAAAGUAAGGAAAAAGAGGAGAUCGUGUGGCAAGAAUGCUACGACGAACUUACGGGUUACUCGUACUUCUGGAACACCGAUACCGACGAAGUGACUUGGGUGCCCCCGAAGUUGUACAAACCGGCAGAGAACGCCCCUAAAAAGCCCUCCCUUGUCUCAAAAUCAACGGAUAAAGAGCGACGGAGGUCCAGGGAGGACCUCUUUGUACCUCCCCCGUCCGCCCAAGUCCAGUACUCGCCCUCCGAUGUGAAACCCGAAGUGAAAGCGAAGGUGUACUCGAUACACGAAGCGAUAAAACCCGAGGAGAAGAGGCCUAACAGGGGCAAUAUUAACAUAAUAUCGAAUAUAAUGAUUAAGGGUGAGGUGAAAAAGAAACCUCUUGUGCAUUCGGAUGAUGAUGAUGAUGAGGAAAAAAUUGAACUUAUAACUGAAUACGGGGGGGAUAGUGACUCGGACAAUGAGCCCCGAGCAAACGGACCUGAGGAAAACGUUGCCCAGAAAUCACCUUCGCCUCAGAAUGAGUCCGAUAAUGAUGAGGAAGAUGAUGAUGAGUACGAUCUGCUGGCUAAAAUACAGCAGAGGGCCAAAGAGCUGAAGACCCUUGGGGGAGAACUGCCCUCUAGCGUGAAGAACAUUAUUAAGGAAACUAUAGCCAGUCCGAAAGUGCAUCAAGAGGGGGUUUCUGGAUUUUCCUUGGUUGCUGGUUACAACAGUGAAUCAGAACCGAGCGACUCCGAAGGCCCCACUGAGCCAAAACACAAUUUAUUUCCGAUUCCGCCAACUACAACCGAAACCGCGCACGUCAGCACAUUAUUCCCCAUAACCCAACCGAUCAACGUCAAAGACUUUAUUAGUCCAGAACCCUCAGCACCGGAACCCCCGAAAGAACCCGACGGUCCAGCAGCGGAAAACAACGAAUUCGACAAUAAAGCGUUUCAAAGAAAACGUCGCAUCGGGAUUUCCUUAGUGAACAACUCCAUCAAGAGGUCCAAGGAGGAGGAAAACCCCACAGUAGAGCUGGGUUCCACUCGAGGUCCCGUUUAUCCGGGGUUCCAAAAGGGUGGGGUCCUGUUCGUUAAGUCUGAUCCCGAGGAACCCUCCCUGGUUCAUAAAAAUGACGUGCAAGAGCAGGAGGUUAAAGUGAACCAGAAAGAGACGGAAGACGAUUACAAUAUCCUUAGGGAAAAGCUGUUGUUCCUGGGUGAGGGACGGGAGGCUGUCUUACCCGUGCAAGUCAUGCUCAUACAAGCAGAGACGUUGUUCGUAGCCAUGAAGGAGGGGGGUCUGAAGUUGUCCUACUUGUACAAGUGGCUCGGAGGGAUCUGCUCCGAUUUGGUGAAGUUGGAAAAGGAAGCGGCUCCCGAGGGUUGGCUGCUGCAGUGGGAUAGGUCGCAUAAACGUUAUUACUACCAAAACCCGACCUCCGGUGUCAGUCAGUGGAAGUACCCGGAACCGGACGUGACCCGUUGCGACGACGCAAUGGACAUCUCGACCACUCCGCCCCCACCGCCCGACGACAACAAUAGGGAGGAAGAAGAGGAGGGGGAGGGACAGGGAGAUUUACUGGCGGGGGCAAAGGACGGCGAAGGGGGCGGUACUUCUUCGCCGCCGCCGGUUGUUUUCGGCCCCCAGUUGCCCCCCGAGCCGCCCUCGCCGCCCCAAAUACGCAGCCCCACCCCACCGCCCCCGCCUAUAAUCACUAUGGACGUUCCCUUGCCAUUAUUACCUCAACAAAUCAAGUUGCCGUUGCAACCCCCGCCGCCCCCGGCCGGUUUACCGUCGCAACCCCUUCCGCCCGGGGUGGACCUCUUGGUCGAGGACGCGGUACCAUCGGACACCCUCUCCACCGCUUUGGACUCGUUUUACUCGGAAAUCGCCGAGGUCACUGAGACCCCGCAAAACGCACCGACGUCACCACCAGACACGUCACUGCCACAAAACCCGGAAUUAAUUAAGAAAAAAAGGAAAAAGGUGAAGUUGGCCCAAGGGCUCACCAUGAAAAAGAAGGGCGUGUCCGAACUGGUGGAGAAGUGGAAGAGCGUCCAGAAGACUUAUAAGGAUUGAAAGUGUCUUUAAAUUUCUGUAAAUAGUAAUAAUAAUAAUAAUAAUAAUAAUUUUUA
This is a messenger RNA of Anthonomus grandis grandis, 2347 nucleotides long. RefSeq names its product formin-binding protein 4-like. The record is from RefSeq and is a predicted model, not a curated record. Gene Ontology annotation, molecular function: protein binding. Bases 168 to 2291 code for a protein of 707 amino acids. Lineage: Eukaryota; Metazoa; Arthropoda; Insecta; Coleoptera; Curculionidae. The transcript is spliced from 10 exons.